CCUCCAAACAGUACAGACCCCCCUCCUCUCACAGACGCGCAUACUGUAACAACCUCUCUGUUUGCAUUAAGCUCUUCAAGCCCGCUUCUCACCUCACAGCAGGUCACACAACGUGUGCAGGAGCCAAACACGCAGCGGAAAACUCUCACUGUGGUCUCACAUUGUGUAUCAUCAGAGGCUCACUGUCACAAUGGGUGUCCCUCCCGUCUCUAAAGCCUGUCAUUUUAUGAUGAAGCCUACUUAUAAACCCCACAUACCGAGCUAGCAAUACAUUUUCUUCCCAUUAGUGCUUUUAGAACAGAACUAAGAGGUUUUUAAAUCCAUUUUGUGGUAGAAAUUUAUUAAUAAACACAGAUUACCAAAUAAGUCACUGAUACACCACAAUAAAUUGGCUUUUUUUUUUACACUCUGAUUGUUUAAAUUAAAUUGAAUUGCAAGUAGUGAUGGAUACAACUACACUAGCAACCCUUGCUGUGGCCACCACCGUGGCUCUGGCUCAGUCUACCAUGUCAGGCUACUUGUGGCUGUUGGUGGUAGGCUUCAUCAUUGCUUUCAUCCUGGCUUUCUCUGUGGGGGCAAACGAUGUAGCCAACUCCUUCGGUACUGCAGUGGGCUCUGGCGUGGUCACCUUGCGUCAGGCCUGCAUCCUGGCCACUAUCUUUGAGACAGUGGGCUCAGUGCUGCUGGGGGCCAAAGUCAGCGAAACCAUCCGAAAGGGGAUUAUUGAUGUCCAGAUGUACAAUGGCUCUGAACACAUCCUGAUGGCAGGAUCGAUAAGUGCAAUGUGUGGCUCUGCUGUGUGGCAGCUGGCUGCAUCAUUCCUGAAGCUCCCCAUUUCUGGAACCCACUGUAUUGUUGGAGCCACAAUUGGCUUUUCCAUGGUAGCCAGAGGUCACCAAGGGGUCAAAUGGAUGGAGCUACUGCGCAUUGUGGCAUCCUGGUUCCUGUCACCUGUGCUGUCUGGCAUCAUGUCAGGAAUUCUCUUCUAUUUUGUUCGCAAAUUCAUUCUGAACAAGGCUGACCCUGUACCCAACGGCCUCAGAGCUCUUCCUAUCUUCUACGCCACAACCAUGGGCAUCAACCUCUUCUCCAUCAUGUUUACAGGAGCACCGCUGCUGGGUUUUGACAGAGUGCCAUGGUGGGGUACCCUGUGCAUUGUGCUGGGCUGUGCUUUCAUCACAGCUUUGAUCGUUUGGUUCGUUUUCUGUCCAUACCUCAAGAAGAAAAUCAAGCGAGAAACAACUGAUGCUCCCUGUGAAACUCCACUCAUGGAGAAGAACUCCAGCAAACCUGCUCCAGCAGAGCAGCCCUCAAUACGUCAUGACCCUCAACCCCAGACUCCUCCAGCAGACACUCAAAUGGUGGCAUUCAAACUCGGAGGCUCAGAGGAAGCUGACUUGGACAACAAUGACAUGGAAAACAAAGACCUGGACAUCAGCAAUGUUCUGAAUGGCAAUAUUGGCCCCAUGAUGAUCACCGAUCCUCACAGUGGACGGUCCCACACGAUCCACAAAGAUUCUGGUCUUUACAAAGACCUGCUACACAAGCUUCACAAGGCUAAGGUCGGUGACUGCAUAGGUGACAGUGAUACAGAGGAGCGGCCCAUCAGGAGGAACAACAGCUACACCUCCUACACCAUGGCUAUUUAUGGCAUUCAAGGAGAUCCUAAAUACAAAGACCUGGAUGAUGGGCUGCAGAGAAGAUCGAGGGUGGACAGUCACAGCAGCUACAGCUCAGUGCUGACCAAUGGGAGUGUAGUCCAAGAAGAGAGUCUGACUCAGGAAGCUGGCAUGGACCUUGGUCUGGAAGAGGAUGAGCUUGAAGUCGACCAACCAGCUGUCGCUUUGCUUUUCCAGUUCCUGCAGAUACUCACAGCAUGCUUUGGCUCCUUUGCUCACGGAGGGAAUGAUGUCAGCAAUGCGAUUGGUCCACUGGUGGCUCUCUGGCUUCUGUAUGAAAGCGGCUCUGUGAUGUCCAACACACCAACACCCAUUUGGUUGCUUCUUUACGGAGGAGUGGGUAUCUGCGCUGGACUCUGGGUAUGGGGACGAAGAGUGAUGCAGACCAUGGGCAAAGACCUUACACCCAUUACACCAUCCAGUGGAUUCAGCAUUGAGCUAGCAUCAGCACUCACAGUUGUUGUGGCAUCCAAUGUUGGUCUUCCUGUCAGCACAACCCACUGCAAGGUGGGGUCUGUGGUGGCUGUUGGAUGGCUGCGCUCAAGGAAAUCAGUUGACUGGCGUCUGUUCAGGAACAUCUUCAUCGCCUGGUUUGUCACAGUUCCUAUCUCUGGGCUGAUCAGUGCUGCCAUCAUGGCUCUCUUCAUAUAUGUUGUUCUGUGAGCCUCACACUGCCCUGCCACACUGUUACUUCAACUGACGGACUGUUACUUACAGAUUUUGUUUGACUGACUGACUGACCAACUAAACACGUUGUUUGGUCCUAUUAAUGAUUUUUAUAUGAUGCAAUGUCAUGUCAAGGUCAAGCCAAUUAUAUUACCUCACAGGAAUAUGUCCAUGAAUGAUGUAGGAUCUAAUAACACUGUUCAAACAUCCUGUGAUCCCUUUGUAUAUUUGUAUAAAAGCAAUAUGUAUUAUAAAUCAAAUAAUUCACUUGUGACUGACACCAUACAAAUAACAGUUAUAUUCUCUGUUUGCAUAUUUGGAUGUAAUAAAACAAGGAGUUGCUUGAUUUGCAGGAAUUUCAAUGUAUUUUACUCACUAUUAAACAUUUUCCACUGAA
This is a messenger RNA of Epinephelus moara (kelp grouper), 2742 nucleotides long. It is a transcript of the gene slc20a1a, whose product is annotated as solute carrier family 20 member 1a. Lineage: Eukaryota; Metazoa; Chordata; Actinopteri; Perciformes; Serranidae. Gene Ontology annotation, cellular component: membrane. Gene Ontology annotation, molecular function: phosphate transmembrane transporter activity. The record is from RefSeq and is a predicted model, not a curated record. Bases 444 to 2342 code for a protein of 632 amino acids. Gene Ontology annotation, biological process: phosphate ion transmembrane transport. The transcript is spliced from 11 exons.